This is a messenger RNA of Capra hircus (goat), 3836 nucleotides long. It is a transcript of the gene NLGN3, whose product is annotated as neuroligin 3. Lineage: Eukaryota; Metazoa; Chordata; Mammalia; Artiodactyla; Bovidae. Bases 804 to 2744 code for a protein of 646 amino acids. The transcript has 5 exons. Gene Ontology annotation, molecular function: signaling receptor activity; neurexin family protein binding. Gene Ontology annotation, biological process: presynaptic membrane assembly; synaptic vesicle endocytosis; neuron cell-cell adhesion. The record is from RefSeq and is a predicted model, not a curated record. Gene Ontology annotation, cellular component: synapse; postsynaptic specialization membrane; cell surface.
CUUUUCCCCUUCCUUCUCUUCCCUCCCUCUCUGGCUCUCUUUUGAUCUCCGAGCAAUGCUUGCUGCUCUCAGGCCUGGUUCCUGUGGGCAGGAACCCCAUUUGCCAUUACUCAGAGCAGGUCCCAGCGAGGAAAAGCAGAGGGAAAGCUUCAUCUCCCAUUUUCUCCUGUGGGAAUCAGGAUCAGUUGAGACCCAGCUUGAGCCUGCCCACUGGGCCCAAAUAGCUUAGGGCUAGGGUCCCUGGCUCUGCCCUGACAGCUCACACCUGUAGCCACAUGGUGGUGAUGCCGCCUCUCGCCCUUGGUGCCUGCCCCCACACUCCAGCUCAGCUGGCCUGUGUACGCAUGUGCAGCCCCUUCCACCUGGGAGAAGGCCUUCCCCUGAGAUGGUCUCCAGCUCCAUGCCCUGGCCCACCUCCUGCUGCCUCCUUCCUAACUGGGAAGGUGGUUGGCUGAGACAGGCUGUUGGGGACAGAGAGGCAGGUAGGGAGGUGCAGUGAGGCCAGCACAGCAGGGGCCUGCAACACCAUCAUCCUGAUGAAGGUCUGGGCCUCAGCCCACCCAUUCCCUCAGUUCUUGCCAUCCCUCCUGCCUGUCCUGGGCCCAGGCCCAGAGCUGGCUUGCUGGGCCACGCUGCAGUCAUGCUGUUUUUGAAUUCUCUCUCUGUUUUGUUCUCUGUUCUGUGCUGUUGUGUCUCCCCGUGUCUGGUCCCCAGGAUCCGGCGCUAAGAAACAGGGCGAGGACUUAGCGGAUAAUGACGGGGAUGAAGAUGAAGACAUCCGGGACAGUGGCGCUAAGCCUGUCAUGGUCUACAUCCAUGGAGGCUCUUACAUGGAAGGGACAGGCAACAUGAUUGACGGCAGUGUCCUGGCCAGUUAUGGCAACGUCAUCGUCAUCACCCUCAACUAUCGGGUUGGAGUGCUAGGUUUCCUGAGCACUGGAGAUCAGGCUGCCAAGGGCAACUAUGGGCUCCUUGACCAAAUCCAGGCCCUCCGCUGGGUGAGCGAGAAUAUCGCCUUCUUCGGUGGUGAUCCCCGCCGUAUCACCGUCUUUGGCUCAGGCAUUGGCGCAUCCUGUGUCAGCCUCCUCACACUGUCGCAUCAUUCUGAGGGGCUUUUCCAGAGGGCCAUCAUCCAAAGCGGUUCUGCUCUGUCCAGCUGGGCUGUGAACUACCAACCGGUGAAGUACACCAGCCUGCUGGCAGACAAGGUGGGCUGUAAUGUGCUAGACACAGUUGACAUGGUGGACUGUCUUCGCCAAAAGAGUGCCAAGGAGCUGGUAGAGCAAGACAUCCAGCCAGCCCGCUACCAUGUGGCUUUUGGCCCAGUGAUUGAUGGUGAUGUCAUUCCUGAUGACCCAGAGAUUCUCAUGGAACAGGGCGAGUUCCUCAACUAUGACAUCAUGCUAGGUGUCAACCAGGGUGAGGGGCUCAAGUUUGUGGAAGGGGUGGUGGACCCUGAAGAUGGUGUCUCUGGCACUGACUUUGACUAUUCAGUCUCCAACUUUGUGGACAAUCUGUAUGGCUAUCCUGAGGGUAAGGAUACCCUGCGGGAGACCAUCAAGUUCAUGUACACAGACUGGGCAGACCGUGACAAUCCUGAGACCCGCCGUAAGACGUUGGUGGCACUCUUCACUGACCACCAGUGGGUGGAGCCCUCAGUGGUGACGGCUGAUCUGCAUGCCCGCUAUGGCUCGCCUACCUACUUCUACGCCUUCUACCAUCACUGCCAGAGCCUCAUGAAGCCUGCUUGGUCAGACGCAGCUCAUGGGGAUGAAGUACCCUAUGUUUUUGGUGUCCCUAUGGUAGGCCCCACUGACCUCUUCCCCUGCAACUUCUCCAAGAAUGAUGUCAUGCUCAGUGCUGUUGUCAUGACCUACUGGACCAACUUUGCCAAGACUGGGGAUCCCAACAAGCCGGUCCCCCAGGACACCAAGUUCAUUCACACCAAGGCCAACCGCUUUGAGGAAGUGGCCUGGUCCAAAUACAAUCCCCGAGACCAGCUGUACCUUCACAUCGGGCUGAAGCCAAGGGUCCGCGAUCAUUACCGGGCCACUAAGGUGGCCUUUUGGAAACACUUGGUGCCCCACCUAUACAACCUGCACGACAUGUUCCACUACACGUCCACAACCACCAAAGUGCCGCCCCCGGAUACCACCCACAGCUCCCACAUCACCCGCAGGCCCAAUGGCAAGACCUGGAGCACCAAGCGACCAGCCAUCUCCCCCGCCUACAGCAACGAGAAUGCCCAGGGGUCCUGGAACGGGGACCAGGAUGCAGGGCCACUCCUGGUGGAGAACCCGCGUGACUACUCCACUGAAUUAAGCGUCACCAUCGCUGUGGGGGCCUCCCUCUUGUUCCUUAAUGUCCUGGCCUUCGCUGCUCUCUACUAUCGGAAGGACAAGCGACGUCAGGAGCCCCUGCGGCAGCCCAGCCCUCAGAGGGGAGCCGGGGCUCCUGAACUGGGAGCUGCUCCCGAGGAGGAGCUGGCAGCGCUGCAGCUGGGUCCCACACACCACGAGUGUGAGGCGGGUCCCCCCCAUGACACCCUGCGCCUCACCACGCUGCCUGACUACACACUGACCCUGCGGCGCUCCCCUGAUGACAUUCCACUCAUGACCCCCAACACCAUCACUAUGAUCCCCAACUCCCUGGUGGGGCUGCAGACAUUGCACCCCUAUAACACCUUUGCCGCAGGGUUCAACAGUACUGGGCUGCCCCACUCACACUCCACCACCCGGGUAUAGUAGCUCUAGCCCAGAGCACAGCCUAUAUCCUGAUUCUACCCCUCCCAGAUCCACAAAAACACAUGCACACAUGCACACACACACACACACAGACACAUGCAGACAUCUAUGUAUACGCACGCACCCACACCCAACAGCAGACCCACGUGCACAAACAUAGACAGAUAUGGACAUGCACCCACAUGUGCAACAACACAAAUAAGGAAGUAAACCUGAACAAGCCCUUCAAAUGGAGACACACAUGAGUCCUUGGGAAGCUGAGGACCCAUGGAACAGCAGCUGAAGCCGGCUCCCAGACCUGACCACAGACACUCCCAGGGAGCCUGAAGCACCAGCUGGAUACCCCUUGGUGCUCGCCUUCCGCAUCUCUUGGAACUGCACCACCCACCAACUCCAAACUUGGGAGCUUUAAAGAGCAGAGUAGCUCUUUCUCCCUUAGACUUGGUCUUUUUUCUGGGUCUCGUUUUUGUUGAUUUAAAAAAAAAAAAAUUGGAACAAAUGCUUCUCCAACCCAUGAGUGCAAAGAGGCUCCGGAAGGGAGGGCUCCAGGCCCAGGUCUCUCUGGCUUUGGAACUCCCAUUGCUCACACAAUGACUGAGAAACAUGAGCCCCAAGAAAGAAACAGAUUCGGGCAAGACCAUGGGGGAGAAGGAGGAAGGGGUUGUCACUGGAUGGGGUUGGAAGGCCAUAGGGGACAACUCACCAGCCACCUCUAUCUCUGUGGAGGGCUGUGGAGACCACAGGUGACCUGCGUUCCCCAGGAGCAUUGGCCUCCCUAGACCAGGGGACCCCAGAUUUGGUGAACGAGGUUUUGUGGAGGCCAUGUCAUUAUUGGGGGCCCUGGGUGUAAGCUGGGUCCUACCUCUGCCCUUGGGGUAAUGCUAUCAGAAAUUCGCCCCAUUUUCUUUAGAGUCUCUUUCGUGUAUGUCAUUUCUCUUUCAAAAAGACGGUGUUUUUUUGUUGUUGUUGGCUUUUUUUUUUUUAAAGAAAAGUUCUUAAAACACUAACGGAAACCCAUGGAGUUUGUCCUUUGUAAAAAUUUUAAACACAGUGUCUUGAUAUAAAAAUAAAAAAUCCAGUUAGCACUCCCAA